GAAAGAUUGGUUGGCUGGGUUGGGUGGUAGCGAGCUGCAAGUUCCUGAAGGGUUCGUGAGUGUUGGGUUUGACAAUGAGCAACGACAACUUAAGUCGUACCUCUCCCGUGGCAGCAAUCGUUCCACGUAUGAGGUUCUGACCAAUGUUGUCUAUGCCCGUCAUUCCCAUGUUCCUUCCCAAGAAAAGGGAGAUUUCCAUUUCCGAAAUUGGAAAUUUCCAACUGUCACUGAGAUUCAAUGUGCAAUAGAUCAGGUACCGGAUCCUCUUGAUCAAGAAUCUUUGAUUAAGCCACACUUGCUGAGUUUCAUGAACAAAAGGAUUGAAGCUCUUGUGUCUGAGCAGAGGCUAUCAGCUGACCCAGUUGAUAGCCAUCUUGCAUCAUUGGAACGAGAAAGACGGUACCUGAUCUGCCCUAAAUGUUGCACACAGAUGGAACGCAGGCUGCAUUUGUGUCCCAAUGCGACAUGCAGGGUAAAUGUUAGGCAGGCAUUGCAAGCUGACCAAGGCAAAUCAGUGGUGUCGACCGAGCACAUCAAAGUCACCAAGCCAGGCACACUAAAGUCAGGCACCGAGUUUGUGUAUGUACCGCAUGUGGACAGCAGUACCGGUGUUUGGUUAACCAGAGUGUCCUCAAAGACCAGUGGUGAAGAUGUGCCCCUUGUGUCCCCGGCAGAUGUUGGGUUUCUAGAGCCCAUUUUUGUCAACCAUAACUCCCAUGAAGCUGUUCGCAUUGUAUUGCGCGAUGUUGUGAAGCGUGCAAGGGUAAAACAAUGUGUAGGUGACGAGGGGGUGAGGGAAUGGCUCACUGUUGUGUGUGACGGCUUGCCGUACUCCCUCAUAUUGACUGUGAUGGAGGAGGCAAGGCGUGAUGCAGCCAAAUUGGCUAACCAUGAAGCAGGAAUAUUGCAUGUCGACUCAAUGUCGAAGGCUGACCUGAAGAGUGCAUGCAGUACAAGGGGCUUGGGUGUAACAGGGAACAUGAGUACGUUACGUGAGAGGCUGAGGAAGUUUUUAGAUGAUCUGGUUGAGAAGGGUGAAUUGAUGCCCCCAACAAACAUUCUUGAUGGGGAGUUUGAUUGGGUACUACCCAUUUCACGUGGCUUGCACUGGGAGAUGAACAUCAUCCAGUGCAUUGUCAAGUCUCUGUGGCCAUUUGCCUAUAAGGAGUUCGCUAUUAGCCAGGGAUAUACUUCUCCUAAGCAAUUGGAUUGGGCCUUCAAAGCCAAAGACCACCACCGCACAUACGAUGAGCUGAGCCGUUUCACGGAUGGCUGCUUUGACGAACUUCUGCGGCCAUAUGUACUCGCCCAGGAAUCUGGCAGCAACACCCCUUCAGCAGAGGGUUUCUUCGUUUGGUGCAAGCAGUUCAACAACAAUUAUACGUAUUCCUGGCUGCUGGAGCUGUGCACUCAGUACUGCUUUCCACUAUUCAUGCUUCGGCGGGGAGCACGGCACAACGACGUACCACUGUUCAUUGAGUCUCGCAGAGUUCUCUCUCCAUUGCUGCAUGCGAGGAAUCACACAACAUAUCAAGUGAUUGACAUGUCCGAGGAAGUCCGUCGCCUCUCGCUCUCAACAGAUUUGCGAAGUCUCAUUGACAGCACUCUCUUCCUCAGCAGGUCAGGAAAGGGUGACCUCCACCAGGCACUUGAUGCUAUCGUCGAAGAGCUAAAUGCCAAUGUGAAGUCAUGGGUGUCAGGGGAGAAAGACUCCAACAUGUGGCGCCGGGUGAUCCGUAACCAUGAGCAGCUCAUGAAGCUCCGCUCCAAAGUAUUCAGUGCCCUACAGCUGCCAGAUCCAAAGUCGGAAUCGAGAGCCCGUCCUGGUUAUGCUAAGGAACUUCUGGUAUGGCGUGCGCGUCUGAGAACAAUGUUGGUUCCCAAUGGUGAGCUAGCGUUUUCAAGACCACUGCAAUCCUUCAGUCCUGGUGAGGAAUUGGUUCCGGAUGCUGUGAACCUCACUGCUGUGGGUAAAGCCAGACGGAAGCAGCUAGCGACAUUAUUUGGAGAUGGUGCCUAUCCGCUGUCCAGGCAGUCUCAGCCACCACACUUUCUGACCACCGAAGAGGCCGAGAAACACGGGAGUGAUACGAGACGGACUAUGGCUUCCCUCAGGAAAGAAUUCCAGCAGCUACUACAUCUCGCGCCCGACAACAAUGCUGCCUCUGCAUUGUGCUAUGAACUGGAGCAGGCUUCCACCCAGCCAGCAGUGUUGAAGGUCGUGCGCCAGAUGCGGGAUAUGGUUUCGUGCAUGGCUGACGGCGGCAAUGCAGCUGAUGAUAUGCCUCCAUGAGUGUGACUGCUUCACAGUCGGUGUACUCGCCAAGGGAGGGCUGGUCCUGGCUUCCGUAGUUCUUCAAUGUGCAUUUUGCGUCAUGCCACACACUUUGCAUUGUCAAGUGCGAGCGCUACACUUCUUAUUCACACCAUGUCUUCUCCAUUUAUAUACUUUCCACUUCAUUGAGCAGCUGGCUCAAGCAGUGGGAGACUCCAGUGCAGAGACGCUGUACCUCGAACAAGGGUCGUGGCUACCUCGCCGUGGUCUUAUCCGUUACUCCUAUGUCGCCGUUGGGGAUAUACACCCGGUUUUUUCCCUCACUACUGCGUCCGUCAGCGCGAGGGUUUUUUCCCGGCUGGCUCGGUCCAGGAAAAUUAAUCUGACGGCCCCAAGUGGUUCUGCAUCAUGGCCCGGCUAUCACGAUGAUCACGGCUAUUUCCUCUAUUUCCAUUUGAGACACUGAGGUGCAUGUACAUGUGGUACAAACCAGUGCUCCUAUUCAUAGUGGUUCAGUGUGAUGUUUGUUGACUACUAGCAUUGUUCUGUUGUCCAGAAAGGGUCAAUUUCUGAUGACGCAUACAUUAUUAUUUCAAUGUUGACAUUCUGAGGUGAAUUGAUACCAGACUAUGGUGUUUGCACACAACAAGUAUCCAACAGGUGAUGUUUGAAGGACCAGCAGUCCAAAUUUUA
Molecule: messenger RNA, 2968 nt
Organism: Sycon ciliatum
Lineage: Eukaryota; Metazoa; Porifera; Calcarea; Leucosolenida; Sycettidae
Exons: 2
Coding region: 308-2293 (661 amino acids)
Source: RefSeq, a predicted model, not a curated record